Nomia melanderi (Alkali bee) is the source of this 2862-nucleotide messenger RNA. RefSeq lists its product as uncharacterized. Gene Ontology annotation, cellular component: plasma membrane. NCBI's taxonomy places the organism in Eukaryota, Metazoa, Arthropoda, Insecta, Hymenoptera, Halictidae. The record is from RefSeq and is a predicted model, not a curated record. Gene Ontology annotation, molecular function: GTPase activity; GTP binding; calcium channel regulator activity.
CCAUGCGAGCUUCAGUUUUCUCCAGGGCCUCGUCGGGAAAAAACGACGCGCCGCGAUCCCGUGAUCUCGCGUCAACCGAUCGCCAUUGUUACGCGAUUCUCUAUUCUCGCGCGGCGGGAACUCUUGCUGAUUUCUCUGUGCAGAUUGGGAGAACUUUGUAUUUGGGACUUGGUGCCGGGUCACGUGUCUUUGAUCUUGUGACUGAUUUGUAGAAAGACAUUCUAUGGAAAUGAAGGUUCUGUGAAACAUAGGGUCUACGGAAACGGGGUUCUGCGGAAACAUUCUACUGAGAUAAAGAUUCUACUGAAAUAAAUAUUUUAUAGAACUAAGGAUUCUACUGAAAUAAUUAUUGUAGAGAAGUAAAAACUCUGCGAAGUUAAAGAUUCAAUAGAAACAAAGAUUCUACAGAAAUAAAUAUUCUACAGAGGUAAAAACUCUGCGAAACUAAAAAUUCCAUCGAAACAAAGAUUCUACAGAAAUAAAUAUUCUACAGAACUAAAGACUCUACGGAACUAAAAAUUCCAUCGAAACAGAAAAUUUACGCAAAUUAAUAAAUUGAAGCUUGAAGAUCGCAUAUCGCAACGUGCUUUUUCACAUUGUUAAACUAAACAUUGUUCAGUAGUGCGAUGAAUUGAUACAAAUUAGAGUUUAGUGAUCGAAAUCUCGAUAGAGCUUAUUUCUAGUUUAUUUUCUUUGGAUAAACGAGACGGCUUGUGCGGUUUCCGGUCGGACGUUCCGCAGAGCAGGAAGGGAUUGUUGAGAUUGUGUGGUGAGUCGCUGGGCGCUUGAAUGGGGCGCCGAACAGUGAGGCCGCAAAAGUUGACUCGAGAAAAGCAACACCUCCCCCGCGGUUAAAGCGAUCUUGAACGGGAUUCACAGCCGCCGUUGUACUGUAUGGAAACGUCGGCCCCGACGGGAGAUAAUGAAGCCGUCGAGAAAAAUUCUGCGGAGCUUCUUGAUCGAGUGUCCGUGAACAGCUGCCCGCUGAGCAACUUCCCCGACAGGUUUCAAGACUUCUUCGCAGCCCUCAACGAAAACUCGAACGAUCUGCCCAGCAUGCUCGAGGACAAGCUAAUACCAAGGCAGCAGGACAACCCUAACGCCGACCCGAAGGCCAGACGAUGGAGCAAGCGGGCAUUUCAGAGGCGAAGCAGCGAGGUCGAAGUUCGUCUGCACCGCACUUCGUUGAUGGGCUCGCAAGGUCACGCGGCCGUCGACGGGCCGAAAUCGCCGACCCCUUCUAGACGACGCAGCUCGAGCAUAGCUGUAGCCAGACCAACCCCAGACUUGCACAGGAAAAUAGUGGGGCCGUUUUUACGUCAAAGUAUUACACAAUUCCUGCAAGCAGAAGCUGGUCCAUGGGGUCACCUCUCACCUUCACCGAGGAGUCCCACGAGGACGCCGGCGAUCAGUCCAGGGGCAGUGUCCUCAUCUUCUCACUUGAGCCCGGGUACAAGCCCCGGUGGCCCGAGUCCAACGAGUCCAGCUGGUCCGGCCGGUUUAACGUCUGGAUCCCGUGGUUCGGGUCCAAGGCAAUAUCGCGGAAGGACCAGCAGCAUGCCAGCGGUUCCGCGGCACAGGCCGAUGCUUGCUGAAACGAAACGCGGCGGCGCCGGUGGGGCCGAAGAGGGUGAAACCGAGGAUGGCAUGGAAUAUUACAGGGUGAGAUCGUUUUCUAUAACAGCGAACGGGGUCUACAACCUCGGCGAUUCGUUGAAGAGCCGCCGUAGCAGGAGCAUCAACAGCGUCACAUCAUCCGGCACUAGCUGCAGCAGCACCAGGGAGGCUAGAUUGCUCAGCUUGGCGUCGCAGCUUUCUGGCAUGGAAGCCGAGGAGGACACGAGCAACGAACGAGUGGCCACUUACAAAGUCGGCAUGCUGGGUGCGUCGGGGGUUGGGAAAACCGCCCUCACCGCGCAGUUCACCACCAGCGAUUACAUUUGCGCUUACGACACUUCUCUCGAUGAAGAAUACGGGCAGAAAAGCGUUUCCGUGAUGCUCGACGGCCAGGAAACAGAACUGGAAAUCAUCGAUCACCCAGCGGCAGAGAUGUCCGUGGAAACAUUCUGUUCGACGUAUAACCCGGACGUCUACGUGGUGGUUUACUCUGUGGUGGACCGGCUGAGCUUGAAGGUGGCCGAGGAGACCCUGCUGUAUUUGUGGAAGAGCGAUUACAUGGCCAGCCACGGAGUGAUUCUCGUCGGGAACAAGGUCGACCUCGAGCGAAAACGGGAGGUCUCGUCAGUCGCCGGCCGGCGUUUGGCGAACAACUGCGGUUGCAAAUUCAUUGAAACUUCCUCGGGUCUGGCGCACCACGUGGACGAGUUGCUGGUCGGCAUUUUGGCGCAGAUCAAACUGAACCCGCAACGGGACCGGGACCAAGCGACGCGGCGGAGGAGGAGCAAGCACCGCAGAAGGAUCCUGAAGCACCUGCUCGGCUUUAAAAGGAAAACGAAGAGCUGCGAGAACCUUUUUAUUCUCUAACGUUUCCGAAGGGAAUUCAGAGGGACAGCUCCAUUAUUAUUGUUGCACGUAAAGUGGUGGGCAGUUCAAUUUUCAUUUUGUAGAGUGUCGGGCUUUAUGCUGUUCCAGGCAUUUUUAUCUGAAAAUUCUGGAAUGAAGCGUUUGAUUUUCUUUAUUAUUCCGUGACAAUGAGAAUCUGUACAUUUGGAAUUUGUGGAUUUCAUUAUUUUCGGACGGGGUAUUCUUGUUAUCGAAUCAAUGGGAUUUUCGAAAUGUUCAAUGUACAGGAAUUAAUUGAACAGUCCACGAAUCAUUUCUGACAUCGUUUUUCUGCUGUAUGCCCCGAUGGUACUUUAAACUAUUGUUUUUAUUAAAAUGCUGCUAAGUAAACCUACCGAA